AUGGAGUCCCCCGGAUCCUCCUUCUCCACCCGCACCAACCCGUUCGCCAGCCCAGAACCCGUCCUCAUCCACGAUCUCAACAUCCUCGGUCGGGAUCACAUUGAUGGUUCCAUGGACUACCGGUUCAUGGUGAACGAUGACGAGUGGAUGACCAUCGACGCCACUCUCAUCCGCUGGUUCUACACCACCAUCUCGAAGGACCUCUUCCACAUGGUGGUCUCCGCCGAGGAUGAUGCUCUCGCCGUCUGGACCAAGCUCAACGGCCUCUUCAUCGACAACAAGCAUCAGCGCAAGGUUUUCUUGCAUGGCGAGUUUUUUGGGUGUCAGCAGCAUGACUCGUCCAUUGACGACUAUUGCAUGCGCCUCAAGAAGCAUGUCGACGAGCUCUGUGACCUCGGUGAGAAGGUCUCCGAUGAGCUUCUCCUCAGCACGCUCCACGCUGGCCUGGAUGACGACUUCGGGAACACUGCCUCCAACCUCCCCCUCAUCACCGAUCCGACUUUUCCCAAGGUCAUGGCGUACCUGAAGCUCGAGGAACGCUGGAUGAAGACGGCGCGCACCCGGACCACUCACACGGCCCUCACCGUCGGCACCGGCGGCGGCGCCCCGCCCGCCGCCCCGGCUCCUCAGCCGCGCCCUGGCCCGGGCCUCUACUAG
Aegilops tauschii subsp. strangulata is the source of this 657-nucleotide messenger RNA. RefSeq lists its product as uncharacterized. NCBI's taxonomy places the organism in Eukaryota, Viridiplantae, Streptophyta, Magnoliopsida, Poales, Poaceae. The record is from RefSeq and is a predicted model, not a curated record.